This is a messenger RNA of Entelurus aequoreus (snake pipefish), 3074 nucleotides long. It is a transcript of the gene shpk, whose product is annotated as sedoheptulokinase. Gene Ontology annotation, cellular component: cytosol. Gene Ontology annotation, biological process: carbohydrate metabolic process; cellular response to lipopolysaccharide. The transcript is spliced from 7 exons. Gene Ontology annotation, molecular function: sedoheptulokinase activity. The record is from RefSeq and is a predicted model, not a curated record. Lineage: Eukaryota; Metazoa; Chordata; Actinopteri; Syngnathiformes; Syngnathidae. Bases 6 to 1496 code for a protein of 496 amino acids.
UGCGCAUGCGUGGACCGAUCAAUAGUUCUGCAGACAUAUGCUUCUCGGACCGAUCGAGUCUUCCUGAACCUGUCGUGUCUUGUCGUGACAGUACAACGAGUACUACCUGGUACCUGGCCGUCAUGUCUGCUUACAUUCUGGGUUUGGAUUUGGGAACCACAUCGAUUAAAGCAGUUUUACUAGAAAAACAGACCAGGGCGGUUGCUGCAAGUCAGAGUUUACCAUCUGCUUCUGAUAUUGCAGAUUUUAGCGGCAUAAAAGCCAAGGAGCAGGACACUGGACGGAUUGUGGACACUCUCAACCGCUGCAUUGGACUUCUGCCGAGAGACAAACUGCAGAAUGUGGCCAAGAUUGGAGUAUCAGGACAAAUGCACGGUGUUUUAUUUUGGAAAGCUAAGAGCGGUUGUGAUUGGUCCAAUGGCAACUUCAUCACAGCCGGUCACGUCAGUCAGCUGAUUACCUGGCAAGAUGGCCGAUGCAGCAACACUUUCCUGUCUUCCCUUCCGAAACCGGACUCGCAUCUCAGCGUAUCCACAGGAUUUGGUUGUGCAACAAUCUUUUGGUUCAUGAAACACAGGCCCGAGUUCCUCAAGGACUUCACAGUUUCAGGUACUAUCCAAGACUAUGUGGUAGCCAUGUUGUGUGGCUUGGACAGAUGUGUCAUGACGCCUCAGAAUGCAGCCAGCUGGGGUUUCUACAACACAUCUACCAGCAUGUGGAAUGUGGAUAUUCUGAAUGCCACAGGCUUCCCUUUGCACCUGCUACCUCAGUGUGUCCCUUCUGGUGAGCUGGUGGGUCACACAUGUCAUGACUGGCAUGGCAUCCCUGCUGGUACGCCAGUAGGGGGCGCUCUUGGAGACUUACAGUGCGCUGUCUACUCCUGCCUGAGUGCAAAGACUGAUGCAGUUUUUAACAUAAGCACCUCAGCACAGUUGACAUUCGUUAUGCCAGCUGACUUCAAACCUCCCGACUUUCCUCAGCCGCACUCCCCCACCACAUUCUUCCCGUACUUUGGCUGCUCGUACUUGGUGGUGGCCGCGUCACUCAAUGGAGGCAACGUGCUGGCCACGUUUGUGCAGAUGCUCACUGGCUGGAUGAAAGAGCUUGGCGUGGAGCUGAGUGAUCAGUCUCUCUAUGAGAAGAUGAUUCAAUGCGCGCUGAACCAAGAAAGCAGCGACCUCCAAGUGUUUCCGACCAUCCUGGGAGAAAGACACGCCCCUUUCUGUCUGGGUCAGAUGAACAACAUCUCUACAUCCAACCUUUCUCUGGGUCACGUGACGAGAGCGGUAUGCCGCGGUAUCGUGGAUAACAUCUGCGCCAUGAUGCCCGCGGAGCAUCUGCGACAGGCGGGGAUCAGCAGGAUUGUGGGAAGCGGGAGCGCCAUCACUCGCAAUGAGGUUCUCAGACAGGAAGUGGAGAGAGCGUUCACUCAGUCUGUGAUAUACAGACAAAAUGCUGACUCUGCUGUGGGUGUGGCUUUGGUCUUCUGUGACUGACUUGGAUCCACUGAGGAUGCUUGUGUCUGAGUGACAUCUUUCUUGUCAAGCUGGGAAACUAGUGGUUUUGUUUAAUCGAAGGGUUAAAUGGGCUAACGCAUUGGUCUUUUUUUAAUCUAUGGCACAUUCUAGAAAAAAAUUCAAUACGGACCACAUAAUAGUGUGAAAGAGUAUAUAAAAUAGAACAGGUAAGGAAAAAUAUUUGUAUGGCAUAUAUUGCAAUACUUUUUCCAAUGAUAAAAUAUAGAUUUAAAUUUAUAUCGAUUGAAUUUUUCUUUAGUAGUGUUCCGGGCCAAUUGUAAUGCGCACCUCUGCGCCGCAAAGUGUCUGUGCACUGCUACCUGACUGUGCAGGGUAAGUGAUGAGCAAGGCAGUACCAUAAGCUGACAGCAGGCCUGGAAUUUUGUCAUUUUAGGGGAAAAACCACUUGGCUUUUGGUGUCAUCAACCUUUUGAGGGCCAUCCAUUUCUUCCGCUUAUCCGAGGUCGGGUCGCGGGGGCAGCAGCCUAAGCAGAGAAGCCCAGACUUCCCUCUCCCCAGCCACUUCGUCCAGCUCCUUCCGGGGAUCCCGAGGCGUUCCCAGACAAGUCAGGAGACAUAGUCUUCCCAACGUGUCCUGGGUCUUCCCCGUGGUCGGACGUGCCAUAAACACCUCCCCAGGGAGGCGUCCGGGUGGCAUCCUGACCAGAUGCCCGAACCACCUCAUCUGGAUUUUCUCGAUAUGGAGGAGCAGCGGCUUUACUUUAAGCUCCUCCCGGAUGACACCCUAUCUUUAAGUGAGAGCCCCGCCACUCGAUGAAGGAAACUCAUUUCAGUGCUUGUGUACUGAUGUUAAAGACUAUAUACACUUUAUUACACAUGUACCAUAUCACUAUAUCCAUGAUUAAAUGCUUUAUAAUUCCAUGACAGUUUUGCAGCGGUACACGCACAUCCAUGUGCUUUAUAUAGACACUUCAACAUGCAAAAGGGUUUCGUUAGUGCAUGCUGAUUUUAGAAGUAAUGUACACUUCACAGCACAUGUAAUACAUCACCAUGUUGCUCAACAUGUUAUAAUUCUAUCAGUGUUGGGUUUCAGCAGCACAGGGGUGCAUUCGCUCUUUAAUAAUGUUCCCAGGAUUCUGUGUACGUGCAGGCAGGUUUUAAAGAUAAUGUACAUGUGAUUUUACGUCUAAAGUCGAUCAAAAUAAACGUAAUAGGAAGUGUAAUGCCACCAAGUCAGAUAUUGCUGCUUUUUUCAGGCUUCUGAUUGGACAAAAUGUGCAUGACAACAGGAGUCCGCGUUUGUAUGUAGACAUAGACACUUUUGAAACUACACUUGUGUGGAUGGAGAUUGUCUUAACCCCAAAUAAGUGUUUUUGAAACUCUCCGUGUUUGUGUGGACAUGGCCUACACAUCAGUGCGCUUUUUAAAAUUUUUUUUUACUAUUGCCUUGUACCUAAUAAAGGGACCUUCUGCAUGCACAUCGCCUACCUUCUCUGCAUUACUCAUGCUUCUCAUCAUCUGCAGACAGGAAGUGGCAUGUUGCUAGCUGCACAUACACACACGCGCAUGCACGCAUACACACAACGAAACUGAACA